AUGUUCUUCCAGCCAGUCGACCUUACCACCGCCCUCCGCCCGUGCCUGCUGCCGGAUGAGACGCUGCUCUUCGUCCAGGACGCCAUCGGGCUCUACGAUGGUAAAUACAAGAUUCCGCGGUGCCAGAACGGCCAUGCGUACCUGACCUCGCACCGGAUAUGCUAUGUCGACCUGGACGAGCCCCGCGGGUGCUCAGUGGGCAUCGACCUCAAGGACAUCGACCGUGUUGAGUUUCAGGCCAGGUUUCUGCGCUCGUCGCCGAAGAUCAGUCUGCUGCCGCGGAGACGGGCGGCGGCUCCAGGGUCUACUUCUACAACGCCUACGGGCCCAGGUACAGCUACAGCAUCUACCAAUAUCAAGUGUGAAGCGAGGACGGCGACGUGGGUGUGUCCGAUCUGCUCGUUUGCGAACCCGGUACCAUCCAACUUUGACCCUGCGCUGGCUGCGUCGACGACCAUCCCGCCGUGUCUGGCAUGUGGCAUCAGGCCGCCCUUGACCACUCUUCUCAAAGCAGCCAUCACCGCCUCGACUUCUGCCACUGCCACUGCUACUUCUAAUAUUUCCUCCUCCUCCUCAUCAUCUAAGAUAUGUCCGAGGUGUACGUUUGCCAAUCAUCCGUGGCUGCAAGGGUGCGAGAUUUGCGGUGCCGGGCUGGGUGGGAACGGGAGCGGGAGCGGUGGCCUGACCGGAGCAGCAGCGGCAGCAGCGGCGGCGGCGGCGUCCCGGACUGACUCGCCUGCGCCGUUUGGGCCAGCGUCGCGACUGGAAGGGAGGGAGAUUGGGGAUUGUGUCAAGCUCUCAUUUCGAUCAGGCGGGGAGAAGGUGUUCCACGAGCGACUGAGGGGGGCUCUUGUCCAGCGCAAGUGGAUUCUCCAGGACGCUCCUCCGGUGCCCAAAGCCGGUUCUGCUGGUGUUAACACUGGUACUGGUACUGGUACGACUGGUGCGACUGGCAUGAUUCCUGGCGCAAUUGGUACUGCUGGCACAGCUGAUAGUAACGUUGGUGGUGGUGGUGGUGGUGGUGGUGGUGGUAGUACUAGUAGUGGUACGGCUGCUGGCAUCGCAGGCCUAGAGCGCCGUGGACUGGAGGCCCGACGCAACAACGAGGCAGUGAUCGGAGGAGCGUUUGAGGAUCUCGAGGCGCUGAUGGCGUCUGCCCGCGAGGUUGUGGCGCUGGCCGAGACGUUUGCCCGAGAGCGACGAAACGACGCCGGUGUCACAGACGAGGUCUCGCAGUCCGCCGCCGCCCUCGGGAUGAUCACGACCAAGCAGCUGCUGGGCCAGUCCGCAGCCUCUGCAUCCUCGUUCUCGUCCUCGUCCUCGACCAGCGCCAGCCUGUACGUGACCGAGCUGUCUCGCAACCUGGCAGAGUACCUGACCGACGAGCGAGAGGCGCUGCUGCGACGAGCGGGCGGCAUCAUGAGCCUGGUGGACGUGUGGGCGGCCUUUAACCGAGCCCGCAACGGAGUCGAGCUUGUGAGUCCGCGAGACUUCCACUCUGCGGCCGAGCAGUGGGAGGUGCUCCGCCUGCCAGUCCGCCUGCGCCGGUUCAGGAAGAGUGGUCUGCUGGUCGUGCAGCGGGCCGACUGGACGGACGAGAAGACCUUGCAGCAGCUCUCCGCCUGGCUCAACCAGUUACACAGUACUACUACUACGACUUCUACGACUGCUUCCUGCUUUGGCCGGGGCGUGACUGCGCAGGAAGCCGGCGAGCGGUUUGGCUGGAGUCUCGGGGUGGCCAGCGAGGAGCUCGAGAUGGCUGAGGAAAGGGGCCUGCUGUGUCGCGAGCAGGGCGUCGAGGGCCUCCGCUUCUGGCUCAACCACUUCUAGCCAUCGACCCCGGCCUUCUUUCAUCUGGCCCUCUUGUCCUCUUGUCCUCUUGUCUGUCGCCGUCUGUGUGUCUGCGUGGCUGAUCUAUGUACAGGAAGGCAGGGAGGAAACCAACAGCCAACACCAGGGGCAUCCACCAUCCAUCGUCAGGCAGCCUGGCUCGUACAUGAGUCUAUUAGCCCAUCCAUGCCGCAUCCUUCGCCCUGUCUGCUAUAUCACUCUGCUAUAUCCCGGCAUCUCACCCCUAUUCUCCGACCUGUAGACUUCACUAUCACUUACUCUCACCAUCACCUACUAUCCUCAAUUUCUUCCAGCUUCUCUAGACGCCCACGACGCCCACGUAGCCAG
Molecule: messenger RNA, 2178 nt
Organism: Trichophyton rubrum CBS 118892
Lineage: Eukaryota; Fungi; Ascomycota; Eurotiomycetes; Onygenales; Arthrodermataceae
Exons: 3
Coding region: 1-1830 (609 amino acids)
Biological process (GO): protein transport to vacuole involved in ubiquitin-dependent protein catabolic process via the multivesicular body sorting pathway
Cellular component (GO): ESCRT II complex; late endosome membrane
Molecular function (GO): phosphatidylinositol-3-phosphate binding; ubiquitin binding
Source: RefSeq, a predicted model, not a curated record